CCUCGUGUGCUAACGGUAACGUGUUGCGCUCUGCGUGUUUCAUUUCGAAAUUGUCGCGCCAUUCAAAAUGUGAGUGUUCGAAUUGCGAAGCGAAUAACGAACCAAGUUAAUACGAAAGUGAGAGUGAAGUGAUGAUACUCUGUGCCGUCAGUGGCUGUCACAUUCUGCUGGCUGACCAUGAGUUCCGGUGAGUGGGAUUUGCGUGCGCUGAAGGCGCUCGAGGAGGAGGAACAAAAGGAGUUUCUGGCGCUCAGCCAAAAGAAUCUCUUCGAGCCACCGCUGCCAACAGGUGGAGGCGACAAUGGCAGCGUGCUCAGUGCGGGCGCCAAACCAUCGCUGGCCUAUGCGCAACUGCAUCCGCAUCUGCUUAAGCUGCCCACCAUCGAUGAAUGCCAACUGAUUGCCGCUCAGCGUCAGUCCGCAGCGAGUGUGGCAAGCGGAGCGCGUUUGAAAUUCACGCGUGCACUUUCCCUCUCCGCUCACUCGUUGUCACCACGAACAGGCGGCGGAGGAGGCGGAGCUGGCUUUGGGAAGAAGCUGAAGGCACGGCUAGUGGGUGCCAAGUCAAGUGGUUCGCUGUCCCCGUCGAGGCACUCGCAUAGCUACAGCGUGUCGCCAGUUUAUACACCGCCGCCGAUGCGACGUUGUGCCACGUUGCAUCACACGCAACCCGUGCGCAAGACAUUCAAGACGCUGCAGCAGCUGGAGCGGCAGAAGCGGCAGCACAACAACAGCAGCAACAACACAACGCCAACGGCAGGCAACUUGCCGCAGUUGCAGCGCAUUGUGGGCACCAACAAAACCUACUGGAAAUAUGGCGCCAACUCCACAGCAGCCUCCAUCAUAGGACAACGCGCCAGACUCCAGCAACAGCAGCAGCAGCAGCAGCUUAGUGAAUUGGAGUCCAGCAACUCGGAUGAACCCAAUGCGGAGCUGCUGGAGUCGGAGGCAUUGGACAGCGCCACAGAGACGGGCUCGUGUAGUGUCCCAUUGCCGGCGGCGGACUCCAAUGAGCUGUUGCGCCUUAGCAUGAUGUUAACGGCCGCCAGCUCGGCUGUUACUGCUGCCACAGCAACUGGUGGGUCGAUGAGGCCACAGCAGCAGAGAGUUGUCGAGCAGAAUGGUUGCGAAACUGUUGCGUACGAAGCUUUUCACAGGCCCAAGAGCUUUGAGCGUUCGCUCUUACGCGGAAGCAGCUUAACAGUAACAGCGCAAGAGAGUCACAGUAACAGUCGGAGUCGCAGUCACAGUCCCAGUCCAAGUCCCAGUCGAACGCGGCCAAUGCAAUCCACACGCAUAUUCAAGUCCACAUCGCUGGAUGCUGGCGCCGAUGUGGCCAUGGGCAUGGGCACCAAGGAUUACCACCAACAGCAACAACAGCAACAGAUUAUUGGCCAGCCGAUUGCCAUGAUGAGCAUGACAGCGGCCACAAAUCAGCUGGCAGAGCAGCAGCAGCAGCAGCAGACAAACGAGUCUCAUUACCACAAAGGAAAGGGAGAAUGGGAACGUGCGAAAGUCAAAUAUCAUCAGGAUUUGAACGUCGCAUGUUAUGGUCAUGCACUGACGCUAGGUGGCGCCAGCAUCGACGAUGAGCUCGAGCAACAUAUCAAGCAUUGUUCGUGCUCCUGCAAUCACAUGGGCUACGGCAAUUCAAUGGACUACCAGACAACCGGGUUUGGCGGGCUGCCAGACGUCACGGAACACUCGAACAUACGCCGCACUCUCUCCCGCCAGAACUCGAUCUCCAACAGCGAUUCAGGCGGCGAAAUUGCCAGCAUACAAAAGUCCAAAGUCUUUGGCAGCGCGAUGACGGGCGGCGUUGUUGUUGGCAGCGAUAUCGCUGGCAUCGCACUCGAUACCAAAUCGCCCACCUCACUGGCAUCCGCCGCAUCCAGUGCAGCCGGCGCCUCCGGCAAGACAAAGGGAGGCAAGACGGGUGCUGGUCGCAAGGGUCGAAAUAAUUCGGCUGCAGGGCAUAAGACACGCCGUGGCUCCUGGAUGGUUGCACUGACCCUGGUGAGUGCCAUCUGUCUGCUGGCGAUUGCGGCCACGCUGGCAUACCAGCAUUUCUUCAUGUCGCCCAGCCGCAAUUCGCAUGCACAAAGACUGAGAAUCGUUAGGCGCAUAUUGCGUGAAGUGCCGCUCGUCGAUGGACACAACAACUUUGCGUGGAACGUGCGCAAGUAUGCGCACAGCAGUCUCGAGCUGGUGCAUCUCAGUCACGACCUCGAUCAUAAGUCCAUGUGGUCACGACCUGCGUGGGCCCAAACCGAUAUGGAGCGACUUAAGCAGGGAUUAGUAGGUGUGCAAGUCUGGUCUGCGUACGUGCCAUGCGAGGCACAGGGCUUGGACGCCGUCCAGCUGGCACUGGAGCAAAUCGACAUAGUGCGCCGGCUGUCGGACAUGUACGCCAGGGAGACAGUAUUGGCGACAUCCUCGCAGGACAUCGUGGCCACGCACAGACGCGGCAUGCUGGCCUCACUGAUCGGCAUCGAGGGUGGCCACACCAUCGGCUCAUCGCUGGGAGUGCUGCGAUCAUUCUAUUCACUGGGUGCUCGCUACCUCAGUCUGACACAUCGAUGCGAUGUGUCGUGGGCCGGGUCGAGUGCGUCGCCGCAGGAGCAGGGUCUGACGCCUUUCGGCAAGGCGAUUGUGCGCGAAAUGAAUCGUCUGGGCAUGAUGAUCGACCUGUCGCACAGCUCGGAUGCCACGGCUCGUGAUGUUCUUCAGGCAACACGAGCGCCCGUCAUCUUUUCGCACUCAGCGGCACGGCAGCUGUGCAACUCGACGCGAAACGUGCCCGAUGACAUAUUACGUCUGGUGGCCGAGAAUGGGGGCCUUGUCAUGCUGAGCUUUGACCCUGAGGACGUGGCCUGUGGUCGUCAGGCGAGAUUGCAGGAUGUGAUAGAGCACAUCAAGUAUGUGCGAGCAAUUGCGGGCAUUCAACACAUUGGCCUCGGCGCCGGCUACGAUGGCAUUGAAAUGCCACCACUGGGCUUGGAGGACGUGUCCAAGUAUCCAGAGCUGUUGGCCGCCCUACUCGAGGAUCACAACUGGAGCGAGGAGGAUGUGGCCAUGCUGGCGGGUCGCAAUUUUCUGCGCAUCAUGGAAACGGUGGAGACGGUGCGCGACUAUUGGAAACGUGCCGCCAUUCAGCCCAUCGAGCAGGCGGAGCCACAGCCAAAGACGCAGUGCACUUACAUGUCGUCGUGACCACUGCCGCAGGCGGUACGAACGCGCCGCGAUGAGCCCGCGACGAUGGACACAAGCUCAGCCAAUCACACGGAAACUGCUUCAACUGAUGCCCAGCACUGGCAUCAAUUGCAAUCCCGGCCCGGCGCAAAUCAAACGGAAGUGCAGCACGUGGCAAUGGCAGCCACAACGAUGCCAACCACAUUCACAGUCAGCAGUGGACUUUUGCAGUAAGCUGCAUCAAGCACACUUGUAAUUCACCCAGACGAACGAGUGUUGUUAAUGUCGGUUAAGUCGACUUAACCCUCUUCAUUUAUGUUAUUUACUUAAUACCAUAUGAUCAAAAUCCUGUGGCUAUGUAACGGUAAAUACUCGUAAAAUAUAUACUCUGUACGUUAAGCGCAGGAAUCAAAAUGACAGAAUGAUAAUAUUUGUGGCGAAGAAUUAAAAUAAGUGUGUAUUUAAUGUAGACGCGUUGUAUAUCGAUAAGUUAUGCAUAAACGAGGCAAAGGCAUUCGUGGGUUUCACGCUUUAUUUUACUGCUGAUUAAAAGUCAAUAUUUAAUUUGGUUGUAAUCUAUAUCUUUACUUUAAUUUAUUCACUUUUAUUUCAUUUAUUUUAAUUUGUAUGUCAACUGCACAAUUUUAUCGCCAAACAGAUUUCGAUUAUUUUUAAUUGCAACUCGUUAUACACGAUAACCAUGCACGUACACACUCAUGCAUACAAAGUCAAAGGCAUUGCCAACACAAAUGAGUGAAAGAAACAAGCAUAUAAUGAAACAUGCAUGUUCUGCAUUUCACACGCAUGCCAAGGGAAUUAGCAUGCAAUGCAGACAUGCGCUAGAAGGAGACGUAUAGACAACUUCUGGACUUCGGCAUGUCUAACACACUCGCACGUCUUGACACCACGUUGUUCUGGCACCUGCACUUCAAAUCUGCAAGUCAUCAAGUGGCAAGCGACAAACUCAAGUCGAGUCACACAGCACGUUCUCGCAGCAGAUUUUAAGCAACUGCAACUGAUUUUGUUGUCAUUUAAAAUUCAUUCUUUAAAAUUAUGUUUAAUCAAUAAUACUGCAGCUACUGAUAAACAAUACUUGCAAUUAAAUGUAUUUUUUUCUAUUUUAAUUUUAUAUUUGCAUUUCAUUAAUUAUUGCGCGGCAGAUUAACAAUUCAACAUCGAACGAAUCGCAUGGCAAGCAAUUUGCAACUGUAUUAUAAAAUAAACAAGUUUAAAUUGUCGACAUAAGUAAUACAUAUAUCGAAAAGUAUAAUUAUUCCUAAUUAACACGAAUAAAUAAUGUAUUCAUAGUAAUUACGAGGCAACUCUUUAUACCCAUAAAUUGAAUGCAAAUUGUCACAGUGUUGAAUCGAUACGCAAAAAAAGAAAAAUAGAAAAAAUAUGUUAAAACAGUGCGAAUUCUGUUUUUUUACCCACUUCCAAUGAGUAUACAUACUCUGUAUGCUGUAUGAUUGCAAUUGUGCACUUGUAAUUCUUACAGUCCUAGGUUAGAACACGACAUAUACAUAAAUAUAAUGAUUACAAAUGUUGUAUGCGUUACUACACACACACUCCCACACAUAGACACACACACACAGGAAAUAUACAGAAAUUCAGCAUAAUCGUAUUUAUAAAUAUUUAGGAAAGCAAACGCGAAUAUCUUAUAGAAAUAAAUGCAUUUCCAUAAAAUAAAUCAAACUAAAAAUCACCCAAA
This is a messenger RNA of Drosophila sulfurigaster albostrigata, 4903 nucleotides long. RefSeq lists its product as uncharacterized. Gene Ontology annotation, biological process: proteolysis. Bases 178 to 3213 code for a protein of 1011 amino acids. Gene Ontology annotation, molecular function: metallodipeptidase activity. Lineage: Eukaryota; Metazoa; Arthropoda; Insecta; Diptera; Drosophilidae. The transcript has 3 exons. The record is from RefSeq and is a predicted model, not a curated record.